Messenger RNA from Monomorium pharaonis (pharaoh ant), 2118 nucleotides. RefSeq lists its product as uncharacterized. NCBI's taxonomy places the organism in Eukaryota, Metazoa, Arthropoda, Insecta, Hymenoptera, Formicidae. Gene Ontology annotation, molecular function: chromatin binding. Gene Ontology annotation, biological process: mitotic G2 DNA damage checkpoint signaling. The coding region runs from base 269 to 985 and encodes 238 amino acids. The record is from RefSeq and is a predicted model, not a curated record. Gene Ontology annotation, cellular component: nucleus. The transcript is spliced from 4 exons.
GAAAACUUUGAAGCUUGCUGGUAUACCAUAUUUGGAGGAUAAAGCUUCACUUAGAAAAGAGCUUGCAGAAGCUUUGCCAAAUUGCACAAUAACAUUGGAAUAAAUUACAUGAAACAUCGAUAUUAAUAGUACUUGUACACAGUUUAUUAGUGUAUCCUACUAUACAUUUAUUAUUUUACAUUGGCUACAAUUACAUUGUAUCAUUUCCUUAUAUUUGAAACUCUGCACAACGUGUUCUUAGUUUUCGGAUUAUAUUAUAUUUUCAACAAUGCCGCAAGAUAUGAAUAUUUUAUGUUGUUAUUCUUGCCAAAUGUAUCAAGUACAUAUAGUGAAAAAAGCACGCAAAUGGCAUUGCAAAUUGUGUAAUGCAAAACAAUCUAUAAGGAAGAUCUAUUUUCAAGGAUCUGGUAAAGAUUGUCGUCUUCAUGUUCAACAUUUGAAUUCUUUGAAAGCAAACGACACAUCAGUUUUCUUAUAUUCUAAGCAAGAGGACAGCAGUGAUAAUUAUAAUGCUACAAGUACUACUCAAGAAUCGGACAUUGAUAAUCCUGUUAAAAAUAAGUUGGCAAAAUAUUCACACUCCCCGAAAAAAGAAAAUCUAUCUGACGUAGAGGAUUUAUCUUCUCAUAAUAUUCAUGAAGUCGAAGAUAUAACAAAUGAAAAAUCUGUGUGUAAUAUGAUAAACAAUGAUGCAGAGGAUUUAUCUUCUGAUAAUAUUCAUGAAGUCGAAGAUAUAAUGACAAAUGAAAAAUCCUUGCGUAAUGCGACAAACAAUGAUUCAUGUAAUUUUGAAAAUAUCGCAGAUGAUUAUACUUUAAAAAAUGAAGAUAUUAUUGACAAAGAGAAGUUAUGUUCUACUAAUUUGGAUUAUUCUGGUAUCGAAGAUAAAUGUAAUUUGCAAGAUAACGAUAAAUCAAACAAAGAUUAUAAUGUUGCUAGCAUUUUUGAAACUUAUAGUAACUUAGAUGAGCCUCUCGAUAUUUAAUAAUUUUCUUAAAUUAAAAGAUUAUCCCUGUGUAAAUUAAUAAAAGAACAACGCAGGAACUUAUAUAUUAUUUGAAUUAUAUAAUUUAAUUAUUUUUCUGAAAAGUAACAUUUUAUUACAGAAUUUAAUACACAAAAAAUUCAAGAAAAUAUAUACCAUCAAAUUGUUUUCCAUAAAUUUCAUAUCCUACAAUUUCAAUUAAAUGCAUAAUUUGUCUACUUUUCAUAGUCUAUAUACAUAUGUAUUUCUGUGGUAACUAAUGUUUUUUUUAAUUUAAUGUUUUCCUAUAUAAAAAGAGUAAUAUCGCAAAGAAAUAUUUUUUCUUCUAAAUUCUAGACUUAAAUAAUUAUUUUCUUUUGUUACAUUUUUCCUAUGAUAAAAAUAAGUGAAUAACAGUUUACUAUAUAAUUCAGUUUUUUUUCCAGGAAAAAUAUAAUGCUGGUUGGAAGAGAUUGACUGUUGUUACAUAAUUUAUUUAAAACAUAAUCCAAAUUUAUGAAUAUAGUAAAUUUGCAAAGAAUAUAUGCAAAACGUCAUAUAAAUUAAAAAACAGUAUGUUGUAAUAUAUCUAUUUGUACAAUAUGCAUAUAUCACGUAUUUAUCUUUACUUCUCUUAUUAGUAAUAUACGCCAGCAUUCUAUUUUUCCUCAAUAUAUAUUAUGCCUUACUAAUAAUCAUUCUAUUAUACUAAAACAGCAGUGCUAAAAGAAUACGGCAACAAAUAUAAUAUUUAUUGUUAUAUUAAAAGAUUUAAAGUUACAAAUAAAAAUUUUCUAAUUACUAAUAUUUAUAAUUUUAGAACAUUCUUAAACAUUCAACUAAAGUUUAGAUCUUUCUUUCUUAGAAUCGAUAUCCAGAUAUAAAGAAGGUCGAUGCUUAUAAAUGUUAUGGCAGUGCAUUAUAUAAGGGUACAUGUGUAUAUUUUGUCAUGUAAAGGCAAUAGGAAAGCUAAAAAAAUGGCAGCGUUUGAUAAACAUUUCUGAUUGUUACAUAAAUGAUAUAUUGUAAAAAGAUUGCAAUUGGCAAGGGAAGAUAAAAUUAUUCUUUUCGUUGUGCCUUCAGUCUUCUAUCACACAGCUGAUUUCAGUAAUAAUAUAUUCUAAAUAAUAAAUAUACUUCUUAUAAUAAGAAAA